Messenger RNA from Linnemannia hyalina, 903 nucleotides. NCBI's taxonomy places the organism in Eukaryota, Fungi, Mortierellomycota, Mortierellomycetes, Mortierellales, Mortierellaceae. The record is from the annotation of a GenBank genome assembly.
AUGCAGGACCAAGGACUCCUCGACAGAAACCCAGGACUCGCCACCCUCCUAACAGACCUCAACACUCGCUUCCUCACACCCACAGGAACCAGUCUCCACCUCGACCAGGACCUCCACCAGGCCCGCUACGCGUUGAAGCACAAGAAAAGCUACCUCGAGACAAAAACCCUUUUCGAUCCCAUCGAACGGCUCCGCUUCCUUCCCCUCGACCACUACAAUAACCUCACAGGAAGCACAUCCAACAACAACAACGCUGCAGCAGCAGAUCUCCAACGGGAUAUAUCAACACACCUUGACAGACUUCUCAGCAUCCUUGAGACCCGUCGCCUUAUCAUUCCUUCUUCUACAUCUCAGCUAGCCGAGCGAACAAGUCGAGGCAGUAGUAACAGCAAUAACGACAGUCUCUCCGGAGGAGGGGGACAACCAGACUCAAUAAUCUCGCUCCUGGCAUCCAGGAUCAACACCCACGACGCUGAUACAACAAUGGACAUGGACGAAUAUGUCGUAAACCAACUACGCCCACAUCUCGAUGCGCUCGAAGGCCUCACACCUUCCCUCCUCACAGCCAUCCAACAUUCCAUCCAUCAACGCCAACAAGACCUCCUCUCCCUCUCUUCCCCUUCCUCCAACACCCCCACCACCACCACGCUCACACUAGAAGACCUAAUCACCCGCACAAAGAAACAAUCCCUCUUUCUCGACAGGACCAAAGAGGACUCUCUCCUCCUCACCCUCACCCUCCAGAACAAAGUCCAGUCCUUGUUCAACACAUUGAACCAGACAGUGUCCACACUCUGGGAGAUGAUUGUCGAGUUUCGGAUCCGGUACCAGGUCGAGCAAGAUCAGACGUUGAAAGAGUACUUCUCACAGUUGGUCGAAUCCCUCACUCUCAAGCUCGAGUAA